AUGGGGACUGAGAAUCCUGGUCGUCCAAGUUUUCCAGCCUCUCCUUUUGCUGCCGCUCCUCCAACGAUAACUCCAUUUUCCAACUCUGGCCAUGUGGGUGGAUCAGAGGCCUCUAACUUGAGACCUACGCGGCCAAGUUUUCCGCCAAAUACUUUGCCACCUAUUACAGCUGGACCUGCAGGUUCUGGGGAGCCACCGGCCUUCAGGCCUGCACCACCAACUCGUUUUAAUGAUCCCUCCUUGCCCGCCCCACCUUCGUCAUACGGGCCCCCUGCUUCUGGAACAUUCAAUCGCUUCCCAACUCCACCAUUUGGAUCUAUGCCACCAGGUCCGCCUGCCCGUGCUCCACUUGUAGGCCAACCACCGUUCCAGCCUCCUCCCAGUCAGGUAUCACCUCCUCCGCCUUUUCGUCCACAGGGGCAGAUUCCAGCAGUGCCUAUGGGAUCUCCUCCACCCGGUGUAAACACUCCUCAAAUAGAUUCACCAUUUCCGGCAUCAAGGCCAAAUUUUCAGCCAUCUUUCCCCCCUACAGCUUCUGGGUACCCUGCAACUGGAGCCUCUUCGCAGCCGACUUUACCUGGGUAUGUAAAGCAGUCAAAUGCACCGUUUCAAGCUCCACAAGGUCCUCCUGUACAGUCACCCUUCCAAGCUACGCCUGUAGGUUAUGCGCCUUCUGCACCAACACCAACCCCACAUUAUCUUUCUCAACAGGGUGGUCUAGCUCAGGCUCCACCAGUAGCAUCUCCAUAUGGCUUGCAUUCUAGGGACCAAAUUCAGCAUCCAGGCACCAUGCCUCCUAUGGGUUCCAUGCAAGGUUUGAUAGAAGAUUUCAGCUCACUCUCUAUUGGAUCUGUUCCUGGAUCAAUUGAUCCUGGAGUUGACUCUAAGGCACUGCCGAGACCAUUGGAUGGUGAUGUGGAGCCCAAUUCAUUACCUGAGGGAUAUUCUGUGAAUUGCAAUGCUAGAUAUCUUCGACUUACAACAAAUGCUAUUCCGAAUUCCCAGUCUUUAGUCUCAAGGUGGCAUUUGCCUCUCGGUGCAGUUGUUUGUCCUCUAGCUGAAGCACCUGAAGGGGAGGAGGUCUCAGUACUAAACUUUGUUUCAACUGGGAUAAUUCGGUGCAGACGAUGUCGUACGUAUGUAAAUCCCUUCAUAACGUUUACCGAUUCUGGGAGGAAGUGGCGAUGCAACAUCUGCGCUCUACUUAACGAUGUUCCUGGCGAUUAUUUUGCCCAUCUGGAUGCCACAGGAAGAAGAGUUGAUCUGGAUCAGAGGCCCGAGCUUACAAAGGGCAGCGUUGAAUUUGUUGCUCCUACCGAAUAUAUGGUGCGGCCUCCAAUGCCACCCUUGUAUUUCUUCCUCAUUGAUGUAUCAAUCUCCGCAGUCAGAAGUGGUAUGAUUGAGGUUGUAGCAAAGACUAUAAAGUCUUGUUUGGAUGAUCUGCCUGGAUAUCCCAGAACACAGAUAGGGUUUAUCACUUAUGACAGCACAGUACACUUCUACAACAUGAAGUCAUCCUUGACACAGCCUCAGAUGAUGGUCGUUACUGAUCUUGAAGACAUAUUUAUUCCGCUACCUGAUGAUCUCCUUGUUAAUUUGUCUGAAUCAAGAACUGUGGUGGAUGCAUUUCUAGAUAGCUUGCCUACAAUGUUCCAGGACAACCUGAAUAUGGAAUCUGCUUUUGGUCCCGCCCUGAAAGCUGCAUUCAUGGUUAUGAGCCAACUAGGCGGAAAGCUUCUAAUAUUUCAGAACACAAUGCCAUCUCUUGGUGUUGGUCGCUUAAAAUUGCGGGGAGAUGAUCCACGUGCAUAUGGGACGGAUAAGGAACAUUCUUUGCGUGUACCAGAAGAUCCAUUUUACAAACAAAUGGCUGCUGAUUUUACCAAGUAUCAGAUAGGAGUCAAUGUUUAUGCCUUCAGUGAUAAGUAUAGUGAUUUAGCCUCCAUAGGAACCCUUGCUAAAUAUACUGGUGGACAGGUGUAUUACUAUCCAAGUUUCCAAGCUGCUAAUCAUUCAGAGAAAUUGAGUCACGAGUUAACCAGAGACCUCACUCGAGAAACUGCAUGGGAGGCUGUAAUGCGCAUCAGAUGUGGCAAAGGAAUUAGGUUUACAUCCUAUCAUGGGAACUUCAUGUUAAGGUCCACAGAUCUAGUGGCGCUUCCAGCAGUUGAUUGUGACAAGGCAUAUGCAAUGCAGUUAUCACUGGAGGAGACAUUACUGACGAAUCAGACUGUAUAUUUCCAAGUUGCUUUGCUAUAUACUGCCUCUUGUGGAGAGAGGCGUAUAAGAGUACACACUGCCGCUGCCCCAGUUGUCUCAGAUUUGGGGGAGAUGUAUCGUCAGGCUGACAAUGGUGCUAUUGUUUCUUUGCUUAGUCGUCUAGCAAUCGAGAAAACAAUGUCCAGUAAACUGGAGGAUGCUCGCAGUAAUGUACAUCUAAGGAUUGUCAAAGCUCUCAGGGAAUACCGAAAUCUUUAUGCUGUACAACAUCGGUUAGGAGGUCGGCUGAUAUAUCCAGAGUCUUUGAAGUUCUUACCAUUGUAUGGAUUGGCCCUCUGUAAAUCAACACCGCUCCGAGGAGGAUAUGCAGAUGUUCCACUUGAUGAGCGAUGUGCUGCAGGAUUUACAAUGAUGGCAUUACCUGUUAAAAGUUUGUUAAAACUUUUGUAUCCCAGCUUAAUUCAACUAGAUGACUAUCUCUUGAAGCCAUCUGCCAAUGCCGAUGAGUUUAGAAAGGUGAUGAAGAGAUUGCCUCUGACAGCAGACAGCCUUGAUUCUAGAGGCCUUUAUGUAUAUGAUGACGGCCUUCAGCUAGUUCUAUGGUUUGGAAGAAUGCUAUCACCUGAUAUAGCUAUGAAUCUACUGGGGCCAGAUGCUGCAGCUGAGCUAUCAAGGGUUACACUCGUGGAGCGUGAAACAGAAAUGUCAAGAAAGCUAAUGCUAUUGCUCAAAAAGUUAAGGGAGAGCGAUCCGUCGUACUAUCAGUUGUGUCAUCUUGUGAGGCAAGGUGAGCAACCCAGAGAAGGCUUUAUGGUACUCACAAAAUUAGUGGAGGACCAGACAGGCGGGACAAAUGGUUAUGUUGACUGGUUGGUCCAACUACAUCGGCAGGUCCAGCAAAAUGCCUGA
Messenger RNA from Linum trigynum, 3129 nucleotides. Lineage: Eukaryota; Viridiplantae; Streptophyta; Magnoliopsida; Malpighiales; Linaceae. The record is from the annotation of a GenBank genome assembly.